This is a messenger RNA of Drosophila navojoa, 3550 nucleotides long. RefSeq names its product phosphorylated adaptor for RNA export (gene Phax). Gene Ontology annotation, cellular component: nucleus. Gene Ontology annotation, biological process: snRNA export from nucleus. NCBI's taxonomy places the organism in Eukaryota, Metazoa, Arthropoda, Insecta, Diptera, Drosophilidae. The record is from RefSeq and is a predicted model, not a curated record.
GUGCAAUCGUUUCUUAACACUAGUGCCUUAAGAGAAUUAAUUUUUUCCUGCAAGAUGAUGGAGCUGCAAUCAAACGAAGACGUUGAUUUAGAAGAUGGAGAGCUGUCAGCAAGCGGCGAAGAGGAGAUCUAUACUCCGUUGCAGCGGCCGGCACCGGCUUCAAAUGUUGCAACAGCUGCAAAGGGAGUUGCCGAAGGCAAUUCAACAAAUUCGCUUGCCACCUGCCAUCAGCUGCAAAGCGCCUUGGACGAUGAGUCUCCAACGAAUAGCGAACAGAGCACCAGUGGCGAGUCCUCUGAAGAGGGCUGCAUCAAAAAGCUGCGCACCGAAAAUAUCGGAUCCAAAAAAAAGCGCAAGAAGCGCAUAAAAAGAACCGUUAUGAUACGUGUGUCUUCUGCCCCAGCUGAAGGCUGCUCAUCCGCCGACGCCGCCUCCUCCUCGACUGGGGAACCGAAUCGUGCGCGCUUCAAGAAAUAUAACAUAUGGACUGCUGCACUGCAGGAGGAGGCAUUGACUGAGAAUAUGCGAGGUUGCGAUGUGAACCACAAAAGCAGCAGCGAUCGCAAUGUGGAGAACUAUGAUUUCUCUCUGAGAUAUCGUCUAAAUGGAGAGCAUGCGCUGAAGCGGCGCCUGUCCAACUCUUCGGACGAAGGCAACAGUUCACAACCGGCGUUCAAGCGAGGGCGAUCUGCCUGCUCCGACAGCCAGCGACGGGAUCAGCGCCGUCCGAUUAAAAGUAGGCUUGGGUCAAGGUCGAGAUCUCGUCGUGGCAAUUCCUCAACGAGUGGCUCUUCUGACAACUCUAGUGAGCCCCGACACAUACUUGACUUGCAAGACGUGACGGGACGCGAGCCCAAGGAUGUGGCUAACGAAAUGGCCAGUAAACUGUACGAGGAGAAGGACGAACUUUUGGUUCGUGUCGUGCAAACACUUGGCUUAGAUUUGCCACUGGAGCUGUACAAGGAAACGCAACGCAUCGAAGCUGAUGGUGGCAUGAUGAUCAAUAAUGGCCGACGUCGUCGUACACCUGGUGGCGUUUUUCUAUUCCUGCUUAAGCAUCAUAAUCUCAUAACGCCAGCGCAACAGAAAUCAAUUUUCAGCGAGGAUCGCCAGAAUGAGAGCAAGUCGCGAAAGCAACUGGCCUCGUUGAUACGGGAUCGCAAAGUCGAGGAGCUGAAGAAAUGUUUAAGCGAGAAGAGUACCGAAAUGCCUUCAUUAAAUAGUCGCAAGGAAUUGGCACAAAUACAGCCAGGCAAUUUAUCGAAUCCUCCGCCCUCGCCUGUUGGCCAGGAGCAAAGCAGCCCGGAAUAUAGAGCUCAUGAAAUAAAUAUAAAUGUGGUCGAUAAUACUGAUCUGCCAUCGACUUCAAAAGCUGCCACAGCAGCAGCAAGCCUUAAGCAAUUGAUCAGCUACGAUGAUGAUAUUCUUGAUGUGAAUUGUGGCGAAAUGGAUUUAUUUUCAACCUGUGAAUCAGAGUCGAAAGUUGAAAUUGUGAAGAAAACAUAUAAAUACGAGUUAUUGGAAGAUGUGCACUUGGCUCUGCAACCGCCAGCAGAUAGUAAAGGUGAGACCUUAUAUACGCAAGGAAGCUUCAAGUACUUCCAUUACGGUUGUGAUGGCCAUUCAGACGCGGGCUGGGGCUGCGGUUACCGAACGCUCCAAACGGCCAUCUCUUGGAUUAUAAAAAGGCGCAGUGGAAGGACGGCCAUGUUGAAUGUGCCCUCCAUUGAAGAGAUUCAGCGCUUGCUGGUGAGGAUUGGCGACAAGCCUGCACGAUUUGUUGGCUCACGCGAUUGGAUAGGCACCAUGGAGGAGUUUUUUGUAAUAGAUUCCCUAUUUGAUAUACCCUGCAAAUUUGCACACGUGCAACAACUGAACAGCGAGCAGGUGCUAAACCAGAUUCGUGAAUAUUUUGUGGAUUAUUGCGGUUUAAUUGUUAUGGGCGGGUUAAGUGACACCGCUUCAAAGGCCAUUGCGGGCAUUCAUCUGAGCCAAACGGCGGGCUGUUCGCUGCUCAUUGUGCUCCACCUGCAACAAAAUCCAAUGCAAGAGCUAAUGCAGCACAUUCUCUGGAGCUCUCUGGGCGCUCUGGCCCUCUUUUAUGCUCUUGUAAAAUUCUGCUUGGGCUAUUGGAAGCGACGUGGCAUACUCCAUGUCAAGCCAAAGUUUCUGUGGGGCAACAUUUCGGAGGUGGUGCGUGGCAAGAAGAAUGUCCAGCAGCUCCUGCUCUAUCUGUACGAGAGCUACAAAGGACGCGCUCCCUUCAUCGGAUGUUAUGUGCUAUUGAAGCCUUUGGUAUUGAUCUUGGACUUGGAACUGGUAAGGAACAUUUUGGACAGCGAUGACGGCUACUUCACCAGUAGAGGACUCUACAACAAUGUGAAAAUGGAGCCGCUGUCCGGAAAUCUAUUCCAGUUGGAUGGGCACCGGUGGAGACAGCUGCAUGCUCAAUCCGCGCCAGUUUUUGCUGCUAGCAAUCUGCACAAGCUGCUGCCACAAUUGCUGAAGACUUCGAAGAAGUUGCAGUCGGGAUUGGGGGUGCGAAAGCAGGAGUUGAAUGUUAGCCAACUGCUGAACAGCUACAAUGUUGAGUCGAUAGCGAAGCUAGCUUAUGGCCUAUCGUCCGAGGAUCUAUCAGAGUUUUCCUUAAUGACGCGCAGCUACUGGAGCAACUGGAGCUUGUGGCGCGCUUAUUUGGCCAUGGAGCUGCCUAUACUCGCGCGCCUUGUGAAGUACCAGAGCUACGCACGGCUAGCCAAUGACUACUUCUUCAAUCUAGUUCAGGAGCAAUUGCAGCAACAGCGCAAGAGAGAUCGGCAGCCCCUGCAAAGCUUUUUGCAACUCUUUGCCGCCACUGACAAAGCGCUGACGGAUGCUCAGAUCGCGGCUCAGGCUUUCGGAUUUAUUUUGGCUGGUCUGCAGCCACUGAAUGCGACUCUUGGCUUCUGUCUCUAUGAGCUAGCGCUGCAGCCGGAGCUCCAAGAGCGUACGAGAGCGGAGAUAAAACGAGUUCUGAAGGCAAACGACGGACAGCUGACGGCUGACGGACUUAAGCAACUCAGCUAUACGAAGCAAGUGCUAUAUGAAACGCUUCGACUGCAUACGCCCUAUCCCUUUCUGCUGCGCCGUGCCACGCGUGAAUUCGAGCUGACGGAAUCGGUCUUUGUCAUCGCUCGUGGCAACAAUGUGGUAAUUCCUGUUGCAGCCAUACAUCGGGAUCCGAAUAUAUAUGUAGAGCCCGAACGCUUCGAUCCGGAGCGCUUUAGGCCGGAGGCAGUGCUUAAAAGGCCAGCGAUGUCCUUUCUACCCUUCGGUCAGGGUCUGCGUGGCUGCAUAGCCAAGCAAUUGGCAGAGCAGCAGCUGCUAAUCGGUUUAGUUGCCCUGUUGGAGCACCUCAAGUACGAGCCCAGCGCAGAGACUCAAAUACCCAUGCUCUAUGAUCCCGGCAAGUUACUGCUGAUGCCCAGAAAGGAUAUCAAAUUAAGUGUGCAGAGGCUGGAGGACUAAAGAAGGGAAACAAAAUUAGUUUCCUUUCCUAUUAUUUAUAGAA